AUGGAUAAAUAUAAAAAUAUUAAAAACGUAGAGGUUGAAAAGGAGGCAGUAUCAGAUACUGGAAGCGGUGGAAAUCGGUCGCGUGGGACGUCUUCCGCUAGGAAACGUCCAGUGUGCCGGUCUUCAGAAGAGGAAGGCCUGCCGGCUCCCAAGUUGCCGACUUCGGGGAGGGGUCGGCAGGCAUCGAGAGGGGCGAGUGCUUCGCAGCCGCGGAGGGAUAAGCACGGACGAUUCGUGUGCUCCAAUACCUCGGCGGCUAGUGAAGCAGAGAGCGACAUGGGGUUCACUACGGAGGACCCUGGCGAUGGCGGUGAAAGCUGUGCCUCGCUGGGGAGCUCAAAGGCGGAGCUCAACGCCGCCAAGAGGGAGCAGCGUAAAGCCGUCGCGGCCGACGAAGUGUCGAAAAUGGCCCGACGUGCUCGCGAGCGACGAGCUGCUAUUGCGGCGGAAGGGGGAGAGCCAUCUGCGGUGGCCUUAAGCCAGCUGGCUCUGGAUGGGGUGGACUUAGUCCUGAAGGUUGCCACCAAGUCUGGCAGCCUGAAGGGCACGUUCACCCGUGGCUUAAAGGAGGCUGCCGCGGAUAUUAGGGAGGCGGUUGGCAUCCUCCUCAACAGGACGGCCUCUGACGAGGUCGCAAAGUUACAGGAGGAAAACAGCCGCCUCAGAAAUGACUUGGAGGACCUCCGACGGCAAGUCGCUGCGCUGAGCGAAGAGCAGCAGCGACGCACGUCCACCGAUGCCGCACCUGUAGUGGCCCCGACUCCCGCACCGCGACCGGCAAGCCCUCGUACCGACGAAGAGGUCGAGCGCAUUGUCCGGAUCUGCAUGCUCCAGUGCGGGAGUAUGGUUAACGCUCGGCUGGAGGCGAUUUCACGGCGUCUCCCGGUGGAAAUCCUCCGUCCGCCUUUGGCGGCGGACACUCGGAGAACUGAGGAGCCGCCGAGACUUGCGCCUCAAAAGAGGAAGCCCGCGGAGGGUAACAAAAAGCCCGCGGAGGGAGCUCCUUCGAGCGAGCAGCCCACGACUGUCGGGUCUAAGGGUGAGACCUGGGCAAAAGUCGUGGGCCGCAAAAAGGCCCGCAAAGCCGCCAAGAAGGCCGCAGCAGCUGCAUGCGCCCCAGGCGGAACCGCAAAUACGGCUCCUCAACCUGCGCGGCGGGCUGCCAAAGGCGGUCGCAAGAGACCGACUGUGCACGUUCCGCGGUCCAAUGCCGUGACGCUUACGUUGCAGCCCGGAGCUGUGGAGCGUGGCGUGACGUACCAGUCGGUCAUCGCUGAGGCCAAGGCCAAGAUCAAAUUAUCAGAUCUUGGCCUUCAGUCCGUCACCCUCAGGCAGGCUGCCACGGGUGCACGGCUGUUUGAGGUGGCUGGCACUGUGAGCAGCAGUGCCGAAAAGGCGGACGCACUGGCCGCCAAAAUGAGGGAGGUCCUCAACCCUGAGGACGUCCGGGUCUCCAGACCAAUGAAAACCGCAGAGGUGCGGAUUGCUGGCCUGGACGACUCCGUGACCUCUGAGGAGGUGGUGGCGGCCGUUGCCAGAAGCGGAGAGUGUCCACCGGACAAGGUGCGGGCUGGCGAUAUACGCACCGACGCCUCCGGACUCGGCAUGGUCUGGGUUCGGUGCCCUGUGGCGUCGGCGAAAAAGAUCGCUGAUAGCGGCAGAUUGCUGGUAGGCUGGGUGGCGGCAAAAACCAAGCUUCUACAGCCCCGGGCUUUGCAGUGCUUCCGGUGCCUGGAAAAAGGGCACGUCCGGGCGAAGUGCACCGCUGAGGUUGACCGUAGUGACCUCUGUUUUCGCUGCGGCCAGCCUGGCCACAAGGCGGCCCUGUGCACCGCGGCGUUCAACUGCAGCCUUUGUUCUGCUGCGGGAAGGCCUGCAGAGCACAGAGUAGGCGGAGGGGCCUGUGGGGCGCCUGCCAGCAAGGCCAAAAAGAAAAAAGAAAAGAAGAGGAGCACUAAGCCUGCCGAGUUAACCUCGCUGCCCCCGCAGGCUAGCAGCUCCGCGGCCGACUCCCGGCCCAGGACCGUUGCCGAGGGGAUGGAAUGUCAAUAA
Molecule: messenger RNA, 2052 nt
Organism: Parnassius mnemosyne (clouded apollo)
Lineage: Eukaryota; Metazoa; Arthropoda; Insecta; Lepidoptera; Papilionidae
Source: the annotation of a GenBank genome assembly